GGUGCUCUGACAUGUUCUCCCUGUGUCAGCGUGGGUUUCCUCCAGGUGCUCCCACAUGUUCUCCCUGUGUCAGCGUGGGUUUCCUCCAGGUGCUCUGACAUGUUCUCCCUGUGUCAGCGUGGGUUUCCUCCAGGUGCUCCCACAUGUUCUCCCCGUGUCAGCGUGGGUUUCCUCCAGGUGCUCCCACAUGUUCUCCCUGUGUCAGCGUGGGUUUCCUCCAGGUGCUCCCACAUGUUCUCCCUGUGUCAGUGUGGGUUUCCUCCAGGUGCUCCCACAUGUUCUCCCCGUGUCAGUGUGGGUUUCCUCCAGGUGCUCUGACAUGUUCUCCCUGUGUCAGCGUGGGUUUCCUCCAGGUGCUCUGACAUGUUCUCCCUGUGUCAGCGUGGGUUUCCUCCAGGUGCUCCCACAUGUUCUCCCUGUGUCAGCGUGGGUUUCCUCCGGGUGCUCCCACAUGUUCUCCCGGUGUCAGCGUGGGUUUCCUCCAGGUGCUCCCACAUGUUCUCCCCGUGUCAGUGUGGGUUUCCUCCAGGUGCUCUGACAUGUUCUCCCUGUGUCAGCGUGGGUUUCCUCCAGGUGCUCUGACAUGUUCUCCCCGUGUCAGCUGGGAUAGGCUCCACCCCUCUGCGACCCUCAAGAGGUUAAGCGGUUACAGAAAAUGAAUAAAUGCAGAUAUAUUUUAAUAAGUCAUUGAAUUAAAAUUAUACAUGUAUUCUUUUAAUAUUUUAAAAUUCAAGAAUAAAUGUUACAGUGCAACAUUAGAUUCAAUUUAAAGAGCUGCGGGUCUCUGGAGUUUGUUCCAUAAAAACUAAAUGCUGCUUCUUCAUGUUGAGUCUCGAGUCUGUGGACACCGUGUCCCUGAACAGAGUUGGGUAUAACGCGUUAGAGUACUUUGAUUACUUUUUGCAGUAACGAGUAACCUAACGCAUUAGUUUGCUGUGUGAGUAGUCAAAAAGUUAAGUACAUUGUCAUCAAGACAUCAGUUACUUCCAUUACUUUUAGAACGCUGGUCCUUCAGCUCCGAAACAGCAACAGCUGUUGUUUGGUUCUAAAUGCUUCAGAAUAAAAGCCUAUUUAGAAAAUGGAGGGAUUCUCUAGCCGAGGUUAUAAGGGGCUUUUAAUUUGAAACAAGUGUUGAGUUUGAAAUGAUGGUGCGAUAUGUUAACUUUACAAAGACAAUGGAGCGGAUAAAAAGUAAAUAUAUAAACACACAGAGGGAUUAAUAAAUAACGGAGCGUCUAUAAUGUAGUCUGUUUCAAAUGAAGCUGGGAGCCUCUGCAGUUGUGGUGAGUAAAAGCCCCGACGCUAUUUGUUAAUGUUAUUACUUUAUGUCCGACCGUGAGGAUGUACCAUUGUUUGUUAGCUUGAUGCUAAUGACAGUAACGUUAACUCAGCGGGUUGACAAAGUGCCUCUGCUGUUUCACACCAUCAUUUCCCCCUUUUACUCUGUGUGGUAACAUCCCUAGAGGAAAUAUUAAAAACACAGGGUGUCAUACAGUUGUCUACGGCAGAAGAUCAUUGUGUGUUUCUACUGGUCAAAGUGACGGCUGUGAUGGGAGAACUGGAUCUCAGUGAAGGGCAAGUGGUCCAUAACUUUAAUUUGGAGACAAAAAAUGUAGGCUUAGCGCCCUGUGGUCCAUUGGCCAAUAGGAAAUGUAGAAUACUCAAAAGUACUUUAAAAGUGCUUGAGUUACUUUUCUCAGGGAGUAAUGUCAGAAGUACUUUUAAAGUAAUGGAGUUACUUUACUCAGGGAGUAACGCAGUAAAGUAACUGCUUAUUUUUUCGAAAGUAACGCAGUAACGUACUUUGAAUACUUUUAAAGUAAUCCUUACCUAACACUGUCCCUGAAGACCUGAGGUCAGGGACAGGUCAGGGACAGGUUAGGGACAGGUCAGGGACAGGUCAGGGACAGGUCCUAAGGUCGACUUUCUGACAGACAGGAAGUCAGUGUGAACGCUGGACUGAACAGGCGCUGUCUUAUAGUCCAGUAUACAGAUCUAAUUAUACAUCCAUGGCUGUCUUUCUCCCUGUCUCCCCUGUCUCCCCCUGUCUC
Molecule: messenger RNA, 2051 nt
Organism: Epinephelus fuscoguttatus (brown-marbled grouper)
Lineage: Eukaryota; Metazoa; Chordata; Actinopteri; Perciformes; Serranidae
Exons: 6
Coding region: 56-538 (160 amino acids)
Source: RefSeq, a predicted model, not a curated record